Molecule: messenger RNA, 1057 nt
Organism: Exaiptasia diaphana
Lineage: Eukaryota; Metazoa; Cnidaria; Anthozoa; Actiniaria; Aiptasiidae
Exons: 8
Biological process (GO): proteolysis
Molecular function (GO): metalloendopeptidase activity
Source: RefSeq, a predicted model, not a curated record
AUGGCGGAGGCAACCUCCGCGUGUAGCUUUCGAGAUCCAACAACUCGAGAAGAAGAUGAUGACUCAGACUCGAAUAAGUACCCAACGUCUUCUGCAAAUAUCAUCGAAAUGGUUCCUCGUGAUGUUUUGGUAAUGUUUAUGUUGCUAUACUGUAAAGAAACUUUCUUAGCUAAAUCAAUGGCUGAUCUUGAGACUGCACAAGAUGUAUUCACUGAACGAACUGAAGAUAAUCGUCAACAGGAAAAAUUGCCUAAAGGUCAAGAACUUAUGGAAAUUGCAAACAGAGAAUACAAAUCUGUCCAUGGAAGAAUCAUAGCCAUCAACAUGGCUACUUUGGGAAAGAGAAGACUGAAAUUCAGCCCCAGGCCAGGAAGUACUUUUGGAAAUAUAGAGAACGUGAAUGAGGGAUUCUUUCACGAGCAGGCUCGAUCCGAUCGUGAUAGRUACGUCAGAGUCAAUUGGGAAAAUAUUUUGGAAGGUUUCAGCGAUCAGUUUGACAAGYAUUCUUGGAAGACCAUUGACACAUUAGGCAAAUCCUAUGACUACGAAUCCAUUAUGCAUUAUGACAGAACGGCUUUUACAAAGAACGGAAACCCAACUAUUGUUGCCAUUGACAACGAACAGAUGGAGUUUAACAAAGGAAAACGACUCAGCGCUGGUGAUAUAAUUGAAAUAAAUACACUGUAUAAUUGUAAAGCUAAAAGAUACGGUUGGUCAAGUUGGUCCGGAUUUACACCUUGUAAUGACAAGUGCUACAAAACCCGAGAGCGUUUCUGCUAUAAUCCAGGAAAACUGACACAUUGUGGUGGUAAAACCAACGCGUAUGGAAUUGAGGAACAAAAAGUGAAGUGCACUAAAAGGGAAUGCGACAAGCGUUUUGCAAUAGAUGGCCAUUGGGGAAGAUGGAGCGAUUGGUCUGAUUGCAGUGCUACAUGUGAUAAUGGCAUGAAAACACGCUUUAGAAAGUGCGAUAAACCAAAACCUGGAAAAUAUGGAAAGCCAUGUAGUGGCAAGGCAAAAGAAAGCAGAAUAUGUAUUGUAAGAAGAUGUCAUAUGG